AUGGGGGAGGCACGGGAAUCUAAUUGGACACCAGCCGUCAACGAGGCCUGUUCGUUUCCCAUAUUCAACACUGCUUUUGACGGAGAGGAUACACAUAGGUCAACCCUGAUUGAGCUCACAUCGUACCAUGAAAUCGUCGAGUUCGUCGAAAGAAAUGGCAUCGAGUUGCCUCAGCUUCUGCAGGUGGCAUGGGCAUUUCUGCUUAGGUCUUACAUAGGGACAGACCGACCCAUCUUUGGAUAUUUCACUGGGCAGCAUCCGUCCCCGGAAAGCCACGGAGUACUCUGCGCACUGGAUCUGGAAGAAGACAAGGAAAUUGUACACCUCGCUCGAAGCAUUGUUUGCUGGAAUGACGUUCUGCCACGUAAGGAAGUCAAGCGACUGGACACUGCAGUAAUCUGGAACUACCUCGAUGUCGCUCACUCGUCUAGUGUCUGUAUUGAGGCUCAGUCUCAAGGCGACGCAUGCAGCAUUUCUCUGCAUUAUUGGACUUCAUUCCUAUCAGAAGAGCAAGCACUUCAUGUAGCGAGCAUGUUUAGUCAAACUAUAGUGGAAUUGGUGAAGCAGCCUAGGUUGAGCUCUAUCAAUCUGUGCACAGCGAAGACCAUCAGGCAACUGGAUAAAUGGAACUCCGGGCCACCGAUGAACAUAGAAAGCUGUGUCCAUGACCUUGUUCUCGAGAAGUGCAAAGAACAGCCCGAAGCACCCGCAGUGUCUGCCUGGGACGGGGAGCUCACGUAUCAUGACCUUGAUAACCUCUCUCAUCGGCUAGCUGUUCAUCUAGCACACCAUGGUGUGGGCCCGGAGAAGUUUGUCGGUCUCUACUUUGAAAAGUCCAAGUGGACCGCAGUGGCUAUGUUGGGCGUUAUGAGAGCAGGGGGGGCUUUUGCGUUUCUUGACAUAUCCCUUCCGCGAACUCGCAUACAGGGAAUGUGCAAAGGGCUGAAUGUUGUUCUGAUUUUGUCGUCAAGGCACCUGACCGCCGAUGUCACGGGACUGGCUCCUCAGGUUGUUCCCGUCGAUAAUGAACAACUUGACUUGACUCCAUCAUUGCCGGAUUCUUCACAACAAUUCAGUUUGCUUGCUAAUCCACGAAAUGCCCUCUUUGCCCAGUUUACGUCGGGCUCCACCGGCAUUCCGAAAGGAGUUGUAAUCAAUCAUUUAUCUUAUUGCUCAGGACAGACUGCGUUUGCGCAUUACGUUGGAUUGAAUGCCACCAGUCGAGUUCUGCAAUUUGCAUCGCAUGCUUUUGAUGCCAGUGUCCAAGAAAUUUUAACAACGCUGAUUGUUGGUGGAUGUAUAUGUGUGGCAUCUGAAAAAGUGCGCAAAUGGAAUCUCCCGCUGGCAGUCUCCCAAUUAAGAGUCAACUUUCUCAUAUUGACUCCCACUGUGGCUCGACUUUUACAGCCUUCCGACAUAGCAUCUGUGAAGACGCUCGUGCUAGCUGGAGAGCCUGUGCUUUCGUCCGAUAUAGCAACAUGGCAGUGCCGUGUUCGCCUGGCUAAUAUGUACGGCCCGGCCGAAUGUUGCGUGUCUACCACAGGUUAUAUAAUCACACGUGGCGAGCGAGAAUCUGGGAUAGUGGGAUCAGGAAUUGGGGCAAGGUGCUGGAUCACUGACGCUCAAGACUACCAGAAGCUUGUCCCCAUCGGCGCAGUUGGUGAGCUCCUCAUAGAAGGACCGAUUCUGGGAAGAGGAUACAUAGGUGACCCGGACAGGACAAAUGCUACCUUUGUCCCUAGCCCCCCCUGGCGAUCGGCCUUUCCAGAUAAUGUGUACGGGAGGAUGUAUCGCACGGGAGACCUAGCUCAGUAUGUGUCACAUGGAACAUUGAGGAUAAUUGGUCGCAGGGAUGAGCAAGUUAAGCUUCACGGCCAGCGAUUAGAGCUGAGCGAGGUUGAGCACCAUAUGCGUGAUGCUUUUGUCGUCAAACAGACGGUAGCUGGCUUGGUGAUUCCCGCAGAAAGUGGAGGCAUCCCUAUCUUAACCGGCUUUAUCUUGAGCCCCGAGGAUAGUAAUGCACCCACUCAUGAGGGUAUCUUUGCUUCUCCGUGUCAAAAGUUCCGAAUAUUAGCCCAGGCAGCCAUGUCCAAACUGUCCGACCGGCUACCAAGAUACAUGGUCCCUUCCGUCAUGAUUCCAACAAAAACAAUCCCUACCACCAGAACUGGAAAGACUGAUCGAACGCAAUUGCGUAUCGAGGCUUCGAAAUAUACUAGAGCCCAACUUGAAGAAUUCAGUGGGGUUAUGGUAAAGAAACGGACUCCGGUCUCCCAAAUGGAAAAUUUGCUCCAUCGAUUAAUCCAAGAAGUCUUGGGCGUGAAAGAUUUCGGAAUGGAUGAUAACUUUUUCUCCCUUGGUGGGGACUCAGUCCUAGCCAUGCGAUUGACAAAGAUUGCCAGGGACGACACCGGAGUCGACCUUUCAGGAGAAAUGAUCUUCAGAGCACCCGUCCUGUCAGAUCUGGCGAAGCUCAUGAGAGGCAGCAAGAAUACGGCAAAUGUGGCGCCUUUCUCUUUAUUGACGAGCCCUGAGUCAAAAGAACACAUUCUACAAACAGCAUUGAGGAUCUGCAAUUUAUCAGCGGUCCAGGAAAUUGAGGAUAUUUACCCUUGCACCCCACUCCAGGAGGGAAUAAUGGCCCUUUCCAUCACCAGCCCCGUGGCUAAAUAUGUGAAUCGGUCCGUUUUUCAGAUCCCACGUGCUAUUGAUAUAGAGAAAUUGAAGUAUGCAUGGACCAUGGUCCUCAGCAGAAAUCAGGUCUUACGCACACGGAUCAUUCAGACUGGAUCUGAUGUGGCAUUCCAGGUUGUUGUCCGACAUAGCAAUUUGUGGCACGACGCAGAUAACCUCAAGUCUUACAUUGAGCAGGAUGAGAGAAAAGGGAUACAACUUGGGAGCCCCUUGAUCCGCCUCGCACUGAUCCUGGAUAAUGACCGCAGGUACUUGGUUCUGACCAUUCAUCAUACGUUAUACGAUGGCUGGUCACUCCCUCGAACCUUUCAGCAAGUGGAGAGGGCUUAUUACGGGAUAAUACCUCGCUCGCAGCCAUUUAGAAUGUUUGUGGAUUACUUCCUGAAGAUUAACAUAGAUGAAAUCAAGGAAUUCUGGCAAAAUGAACUGGAGGGCUUUUCAGGACCGUUGUUCCCUCAACCCCCGUCGGGAGAUCAUACUUACAAGCCAGCUACGCUACAUAAAAUGAGCCGUUUCAUAUCCGUACCGCAGGCGACAAAGACACUGAAAUAUCCGCUUGCAACUAUGAUAGAACUCUCCUGGGCUCUCACCCUGUCGCAAUACUCUGGCACUGACGACAUAGUGUUUGGUAGCACACUUGCGGGCCGCAAUGUCGCCGUGGGCGGUAUCGAUGAGAUUCUUGGACCAACAAUCACCACCAUUCCCCGGCGGAUAAAACUGGAUCGUUCAAUGCAGCUUGGAGAUGUUCUGCGUUUUAUCCAGGAGCGAAAUGCCGAGUAUUUGAAUUUCGGCUACUUGGGUCUCCAAAGAAUCGCUGCGCUUGGAGCUGGAGCUGCUACUGCCUGUAGGCUCCAAAGCCUACUAAUUAUCCAGCCUUUCUAUGACGAGGACGCAUUGACCAUAUUCAACAACUGUAUGGAAGAACUUUCGACGGAAAUCGUGGACAAUUACAUUCUCGCGCUAGAGGUGAAGCUUGGAAAAGAAGAUGCAGUUCGACUGGAAGUGGAAUACGAUGCGGAGAUUAUCGCAGAUUCGUUCAUGAGCAGGAUUCUCGAACAGUUCUGUCACAAUCUAAAUGGCGUUGCGCGAAGCGGGAAUAAACUACUCUCGGAGAUGGAAUCCGUUAAUCACACUGAUCUCCAGACGCUCCUGACCUGGAACAACCAUUUACCAGAAGCAAUCAACUGCUGCGUUCAUGAUAUUAUCAACAGGAAGUGUUGGUCACAGCCUCAAUCUCCAGCUGUCAUUGCAUGGGAUGGAAAGUUAUCUUACGAGGAGCUGGAAAGAUAUUCCACCAUGCUCGCUGCGCACCUCCAGGGGUUGAGCGUUCAUCCUGACACCUAUGUGAUGGUAUAUGUCGGGAAGUCUCUGUGGACUGUAGUUGCGAUACUGGCAGUGAUGAAAGCAGGAGGUGCUUUUGUGCUUGUUGACCCAGCACAGCCCUUGAUGCGACUGCGGGGAAUUUGCGAAGAUACUCAAGCCAGAAUUGUGAUUACAUAUGGGCAGUACAUGUCAAAAGCAACUGAGCUGAAUCUCCAGAUUGUUGAAAUUGACAAAGAGUAUAACUGGAAAUCUGCUGACAUGAAGUUGCAGUUGAAGGGACCGGCAGCUUCCCCUGAUGAUGUUGUUUACGCGGUCUUCACCUCAGGUUCAACCGGUAAACCCAAAGGGGUGGCAAUUCAGCAUCAUGCUUUCAUCACUAGUGCUAUGGUGCAUGGUGGCAAGCAACACAUAACCAAUCACUCCCGAGUGCUGCAACUGGCAUCCUUCACAUUUGAUGCUUCGAUUGCAGAGAUUCUGUAUCCUCUUGUUCACGGGGGAUGUGUUUGUAUUCCUUCGGAGUCAGACAGUCGCAAUAACCUUGACCAAACAAUCAAUGACUUCGAAAUCACUUGGGCGACAUUGACGCCAUCUUUAGCACGAGUACUAGAUCCACAGAAAGUGAAGACUCUUCGCACACUGGCUCUAGGGGGUGAAGCUAUGACAAAGUUGGAUGUGACUAUGUGGGCGGACCGAGUUCAAUUGGUCAAUUGCUAUGGACCUGCCGAAUGCUCUGUUGAUGCAACCAUUCAGCCGUCUGUCAAUCGUGACUCUGAUCCUUCAAAUAUCGGCCGAGGGGCUGCUGCUGUAUCCUGGAUUAUGGACCCAAACAACCCUGAGAGACUCAGGCCAAUUGGUGCGCCUGGGGAACUGCUUGUUGAAGGCCCCAUUCUUGCGAAAGGCUAUCUAGGAGACCCAGACAAGACCUCAUCCGCAUUUAUCCAAUAUCCAGAAUGGUUGCGUCGUUUUAGACACGACAGAGAGGGCCGACUUUACAGAACAGGUGACCUGGUGCAAUAUAGCGCACAAGCCGAUGGCACCUUGCGAUAUCUUGGACGCAUAGAUAACCAGGUCAAGCUACGCGGACAGCGAAUUGAACUGGGAGAAGUGGAGCAGCAUCUGUCGGAGUGCUUUCCCGAAGCAAAGCAGAUCGUCGUUGAUCUAGUCACGCUGGCAGAUCCAGGUGCACAUCCUGUUCUGGCUGCCUUUAUUCUGCUGAAUGAUGUUGUAUACAGUGAAGAUAGCAUCAUCGUAAGGGCGAGCGCCUCAUUCCGGUUGCAGACUGAAUCUGCCGAGAGUGCCCUGAAAUCACACCUUCCAAUCUUUAUGAUUCCAGCGCUAUUUUUGCCCGUGAGCAAGAUCCCACUCAGCCCAGCUGGAAAGACAGAUCGGCCACAGCUUCGCAAAAGUCUAUCCGCCUUAUCUAGGAAAGACCUCUGGGCAUAUUGCUUCUCGGUGCCAGCAAAACGCCAUGCUUCCUCCACGGAGGAGUCAGUAUUGCAGAAAGCCGUUUCUACUGUCUUAAAAAUACCCUUAGACGACAUCGGAAUGGAUGACAACUUCUUCCAUCUCGGAGGAGACUCUAUUUCGGCGAUGAGAUUAGUGGGCCUUCUUCGAAAAUCCGCAAUUACCAUCACAGUUGUCGAAUUAUUCAGCCAUCCCCGCCUUGAUGAUCUCGCUUUGAUAGUUCGCCGUGAGGCUAACAGCUCGGCUCCAGUGCCCAUUGCUCCCUUUUCCCUUCUUGGAGGCUAUACGCGUACAGACCUCAUUAACACUGCAGCUCGCGAAUGUGGUGUCGACCGAGAUGCCAUAGAGGACAUAUACCCAUGUACUCCAAUGCAGGAGGCGCUUAUGGCGUUGAGCAUAAAGGACCAAGAUGUUUACGUGCUCAAAAUGGCUUUUGAUCUUCCAAGAAACAUUGACCCUGAUCGCCUCUAUCUCGCUUGGAGAGUUGUUUUCAAUGCGAACCCCAUUCUUCGUACUCGCAUUAUUGCGGGUUGUCUCGGUUCAAAUGACUCCUUCCAAGUCAUACUCCGUGAGAAGCUCCAGUUUUCUGCAGACCUUGCCCCGCUGUGGAUUGCGCAUGGUCAACCACUCUGCAAGUUCAGCAUCUCUCACAAUGAUGACUGUGUUCAACUGCACCUAUGGCUUCACCAUUCACUGUACGAUGGGUCCUCGCUUUCAAACCUUUUGAAGCAGGCAAGCGAGGCAUACAACGGGGCAGAAUUGAGUAUUCGUCCAUUCAAUGCGUUCGCAAAGUAUGUGCGAGACAUUGAUACUGCUGCCAGUAAAAGGUUUUGGGCAGGCGAGUUCCAAGAUUUGAAUGCCACCAUGUUUCCACCGAUGCAGAAGAGACCAAACAUUCCGUUCUCAAGAAAGAGUGUUUCACACAAUAUUCCUCUCCAACACGCCCUCGAAUCAGACUUCACCUUGUCAACAUUCAUUCAUCUUGCGUGCAGCAUUGUGCUUGGUCACUAUACAGCGAGUGACGACAUAGUCUACGGACUUACCUUGUCGGGGCGAAAUGCCCCUGUAACAGGAGUUGAAGACCUCACCGGUCCGACAAUUGCAACAGUGCCGUUUCGAAUUGAGUUGCCAGCUGCAUGUACCACGAAAGAAUGCCUUUCCCAGAUACAGAAUCGCCUCACUCGGAUGAUACCACAUGAGCAGACCGGUCUGCAGAAGAUACGGCAGAUUAAUCAGGAGACUACAGCAGCCUGCAAUUUUCAAUGUCACAUUAUCAUCCAACCAGCUGACGAGAGUCCAUCUAAGGAUAAGAUUUUCAAGGAGCCCCCACUUGAAGAGGACAUUUAUUCAAACUUCGCUAGCUCUCCCCUUGUGCUGAUAUUUACACAUUCCGCUGAUAAAAACAAGUUGAAACUUACUAGUAAUUUCGACCUGUCGCACUUGAGCUCCAUCGAAGCAGAAGCAUUUUCUCAUCAGCUGGACCAUGUCUUCCAGCAAAUUUUCAGAGAUCAGAACAUCCCCAUCAAGGAAAUAGACGUCAUCAGCCCCGAAGACCUGGCUAGAUUGUCGAGCUAUAACAUGAAAGCACCACAGCGAGUAGAUCGACUGAUUCAUGACUUGGUUUUUGAAAGUUGCCGUAUGCAACCAACAAAGAUUGCUAUCGCCUCAUGGGAUGGCUUAUUUUCAUAUGAGGAACUGUACGCAUCAAGCUCACGGCUGGCUCAACAUUUUACUUCUAUUGGGAUUAGGGCCCACCCAGUAACAGUGAUAUGCAUGGAGAAAUCCCGUUGGACAGUGCUAGCCAUUCUUGCAGUUCUUCAAACGGGAUCAGCUUGUGCACUGAUUGAUCCUUCACAUCCUCGUUCACGAAUUCAAUCGAUAGUUGACCAGUCCAGCGCAAGGUAUGCAGUGGUUUCGCCUACAACAAAACAUUUGAUGGAUUCUAUUUGCGAGAACGUUGUUACAAUAUCGCAGUCCUUGUUGGAUACUCCGGAACCCGGGAAAUCGCCAAUUGUGCAAAAGGUAGAUCCAAUGGAUCCUGCUUUCAUCAUCUUUACCUCAGGCAGCACAGGGACUCCAAAGGGUAUCGUUCUGGAGCAUCAAAGCAUAGCAACCGGUCUGAGGAAUCUCCGCGCAUGCCUGAAUCUUGAUAGACCGUCGAGGGUACUUCAAUUCUCGUCAUAUGCCUUUGAUGCCAGCUUAAUGGAAAUACUCGGCAGUCUAACCUCUGGAAGCACUCUUUUUAUACCUUCCGAUCUCGAUCGAACUUCUGGACUGGCUGGAUUUAUCAAUCAACAUCAAGUUGACUGGGCAUUCAUGACUCCAUCUGCGUCUAAUCUCUUGCUUCCAUCAGAAGUGCCUUCUCUCAAAACGUUUGCCUUGGGAGGGGAGCCUCUCACAUCAACCCUCGUUGACUGGUGGUCAAGAAACACAUCACUGAUUAACGUCUAUGGUCCGGCUGAGUGCACAUUUGCUGCUGCUGUCGGAAAAAUCCCAGAGACUGGUUGGCUUCCGGGUACUAUAGGCCCGAUGGUCAACGGGGCUGGUUGGAUCACUACUCCUUCCGAUCCAGGCAGACUAGCAGCAUGGGGGGCCAUCGGAGAGUUGUUGAUCGAGGGCCCCAUUUUGAGCAGAGAAUACAUCGCCGAUCCAGAGAAGACAGCUGCUAGCUUUGUUCACAACCCACCAUGGAUCUCUCGCUUCCGUGGCCCCGGCGAAACACGCUUGUAUCGCACUGGCGAUUUAGUCCAAUACACCGAUGAUGGCCUAAUCAAAUACGUAGGGCGCAAGGACAGGCAGGUCAAACUCAACGGUCAACGGAUUGAGCUUGAAGAGAUCGAAAGCCAUUUAAGAACCUGCUUUCCGCCACAUGCUGCUGUUAUAGUCGAGUUGUUCGUUCCUCUACUAGCUAAUACUCGGUCGCAACAACUUUGUGCGUUCAUCUGCAUGACCGGAAGUCGAUCAAAUGUCUCAAGCAUAUCGGAUGAAUGCUCUAUACUAGCUUCCCCGGAUGAAGCUUUCCACGACCUGAGUCAAAAGGCUAAGCAGCAGUUGUCACUUUCUCUUCCACAAUACAUGGUCCCCGGAACAUAUAUUCCGUUGAGUUCUGUCCCAUUCACUGGCACUGGAAAAACGAACCGGCGUUUGUUGUGUGAACUGGCCGCUUCUCUAGACAGUAAUCAGCUCGACAGCUUAUCAUCUCAAGCACUGCCAAUAAAACCGCCAGGCACUGAAAUGGAGACUACACUAAUCGAGCUUUGGGCCGAGUUGCUAGAUAUGGCUGUGGACAAGAUUGGUGCUAGUGACAGCUUCCUCCACAUCGGCGGUGAUUCGGUUUUGGCCAUGCGAUUGACGGCUAUUGCACGUCGGCGAGGGUUACUUUUGACAGUUCCAACAAUAUUUUCUUACCCAGUUCUGUCAGACAUGGCUUGUCAGAUGACAAAGGCCGAUCCUGAUCUGAAGGUAAACUUUCAGAAGCCAUUUUCACUGCUCAAAGAGAGCGUGGAAGAUAUUAUCGAGGCCGUUAAGCAACAGUGCUCAGUUAAAAGAGAGUUCAUAGAGGAUGUCUACCCAUGCACACCGCUGCAGGAGGGACUCAUAUCGCUCUCUAUAAGAACGCCUGGUGCAUAUCUCGCUCACUUCAGUUAUAGACUUGCCGAAAACGUUGACAUUGCUCGAUUCCAAAAAGCAUGGCAAGACGUUGCCAACGCAAAUCCAAUUCUGCGAACACGAAUCAUACAGGCUGGCUCGUUGUUGCAAGUUGUUGUCCGCGAAAAACUGUCUUGGAUUUCAAUUGAUAACGUCGACAGCUAUGUUGCGGGUCUGUCAAACAAAGAAAUGCAUUUAGGCGAGCCAAUUCUUCAGUUAGCGACCAAUCGGUCCCAUCCCGACGGUACUAGGGCAUUCGUUCUAGCAAUUCAUCAUGUUCUGUAUGAUGGAUGGUCAUUGCCGAUGAUAAUGGACCAGGUUAAACAAGCGUACGAAGAUCAUUCAGUGCCCACCAGUCAAUUCAACAAGUUUAUUGGCUAUGUCGCACGAUCUGAUGUGGAGCGAAACAGGGAGUACUGGCGUACACAAUUUCAGGGUUCCGACAGCGCAACUUUCCCCCCACUACCAUCGUUCGAUUAUAAGCCUUCCACAGAUAUGGCAAUUAACAAGUCGGUCAGACUGAGGUCCCUUCCUGGAUUGACAAAUGCCACAAUUCUCCAGUUGACAUGGGCUCUGUUGAUCUCACAGUACUCUGCUCCGACUGAUGUCGUUUUCGGAUUGACUCUCUCGGGAAGAAACGCCAACCUGGAAGGAAUUGAAUCUGUGACAGGUCCAACCAUAACAACUGUGCCGUUACGAUUCCAGUUUAAACCCGAGGAGUCAGCUCUGCAAGGUUUGCUUCGAAUGCAGGAACAGAUAGUCGCGAUGACAUCUUUUGAACAAUUCGGGCUGCAGAACAUUCGUCGCUUAGGAGGUGAUGCCGAGGCAGCCUGCCAAUUCCAAAAUCUGCUUGUAAUUCAACCCUCCAUGACCAAACGCAAUGAUGAAUUCUGGGUUCCGGUUCAGGAAGCAACGGAUGCAGGGUAUUUCAGUACAUAUGCGCUAGAGGUCACUUGUGAGCUUUCUGAUACCGAGACAAAUAUUACCUUUGACUUUGAUCAACGGGUGCUGGGGUUACAGCAGGCGGAACGGAUGUUGUCUCAGUUUGUUCACCUCGUACAGAUGAUUCAGAAAGACCCCGGGGCAAGCAUCUCCGAUGCCAAGUCAUUGAAUCCUCACGCGCAGACUGAAAUUAUGCACUGGAACGGGGUGCUACCGGAAGCGAUGGAGCGAUGCGUACACGAAGGUAUUAAGCAACAGUGUCUAAAAUCACCAGACGUGUUGGCUGUAUGCGCAUGGGAUGGCAACUUUACCUACAAGGAAUUGGAUUGUUUGUCACUGAAACUUGCAGUGCAUCUCCAAGCCCAAGGAAUUGGACCAGAAGUCUUUGUCCCUAUCCUGGCCGAGAAAACGCGCUGGGUAUCUGUUGCAAUUCUUGGAGUGGUCAGAGCUGGUGGAGCAGUUGUUCUUCUUGACCCAUCGGUUCCAUUCCAGCGCCUGGAGAUUAUAUUCCAGGACGUUGGUGCUCACAUCGUCGUGUCUUCGAUCGAAUGCGCAGAUGUCGCCCGUCAAUUAGCCCCGACAGUUGUGACAGUUAGCCAGGAUCUUUAUUCGCAUGGGGACAGCGUCGCAUCUGGCCUCGUGCAGAAAGUCACGCAUUCCAACGCAUUGUAUGCCAUCUUUACAUCGGGGUCAACAGGAAAGCCAAAAGGGAUUGUGAUUGAACAUUCUGCGUUCCAUACGAGUGGACUUGCGCAGCAAAAGGCAAUGUAUCUCGAUUCAAGCACCAGAACACUUCAGUUCGCUUCCCAUAUGUUCGAUGUCAGUAUUGCCGACUAUUUAUGGACCUUUCUCGCAGGAGGGUGUGUCUGCGUUGCCUCGCAAAGUAGUCUGAGAAAUGACUUACCUGGCGUGAUGAGAGAGCUUGAAAUCAAUCGCGUGGACCUGACUCCCUCUGUUGCACGCGUGCUUUGUCCUGAGGAGAUACCCACCCUCAAAACGAUCUUAUUGGGCGGAGAGCCGUUAUCGCAACAUGAUGUACAAACAUGGGCUAGCAAAAUUCAGCUUGUCAAUGGCUAUGGGCCCUCCGAAUGCUCCGUUUGCUGUGUGCUUGCCGACGUUAAUCCGGAUUCAGAUCCAUCACGUAUUGGAAAGACGUUUGGGGUUCUGUCCUGGAUCGUGGACAAGGAUGACCAUAAUAAACUUGUUCCAAUUGGAGCAGUUGGCGAGCUCGUGCUUGAAGGCCAUGCUUUAGCGCGGGGAUAUUUGAAUGAGCCCGAAAAAACAGCCGCCGCUUUUAUCGAGACGUCACCCCUAUGGCAUCAGGGAGUGAGGUCGAAUUCUCGGCUUUACAAGUCUGGAGAUCUAGUGCAGUACAACGCUGAUGGGUCUCUCCGAUACAUUGGUCGGAAGGAUACACAAGUGAAGAUCCGCGGACAGAGAGUAGAGCUAGGGGAGAUUGAACAUCAAAUCAUGCAAACAAGCCCAACCGUGCAAGAUGUGGUGGUGGAAUUGAUCAAGCCAGCACAGAGAGCUGGGACGGUCUUGGCAGCUUUCGUCUUUGACAAGACAAGAGCAGCAAGUGAACAUGAGGGAGAUGGUGAUUCAGCAUUAUUUCUUUCAUCUGAUCCCGCUCAUCGGGAGCGUUAUCAGGAGGCAAUGCUGAUGCUACAGAAACGGCUUCCAUCCUAUAUGGUACCAGCCAUUUUUAUUCCGCUGCUUUACAUGCCCAUAUCACCCAGUGGGAAGGCCGAUCGACGACUUCUUCGUGGACAGGCAGCAGCACUUUCUAAAGGUGAAAUUGAGGCUUAUACUGCCGGAAAUGUUGCAAAACGUUCUCCACGAGCUCCUGCGGAACGAUCCAUUCAAGCGGUCGUGGCCGAGGUUCUUCAUAUUGAUUCCUCAGAGAUCGGGCUCGAUGACGAUUUCUUCAGACUGGGGGGUGAUUCAAUCAUUGCGAUUCGGUUUGUUGAAAGAGCACGUAUGUCUGGAUUCAGUUUCAGGGUGACCGAUGUCUUCAAAUCACCUAAACUAUCCGACCUAGUAUUACUCAUCGAGGACAGCAGGGUUGAGCAUGAGUGUUCAAAAGACGCUCUCAACGAGUAUCUUGGCUUUUCACGGAAAGAAGAUUUCAUUCAUAUGUUGGCUUCCGAGGCUAAUUUCACCUUCCAUCCGGAUGAGAUUGUGGACGUCCUUCCCGUCAGUCAGUCGGCUGAGCGCUUUUUGAUGCAGCUUCCUGAAUAUUGGGUUCUGAAUCUGGAAGGUCUUGUUGAGCGAAAUCAGCUUCAAUCCGCCUGCACAGCGCUAGUAGAGCGACACGCAAUUCUGCGUACUGUAUUUAUAUCACGAGGACAUGCUCUCCUUCAAGUUGUCUUGUCUGGGAUCAAUACGCACAUCCAUGACUAUGGAACGACCCCGAGCCUUCCGGAAUUUGUGGAGAAGCAUCGCCGGGAGGACAACAUUUCGGCACCAACACUGAACAACCCUGUCACUCAAUUCGCAAUUGCGGAAGAUUCUAACGGCAAAAAGGUUCUGAUAGUAAGGCUAAGCCAUGCUCAAUUUGAUGGGUAUUGUCUGCACAUACUCUGGAAGGAUUUGAAACAACUACAUGAAGGUGUCAGCUUAUCUCCUCCAACGGAGUACUCUGCACACAUGAAGCAGUGGAUGAUCAGCCAGACCGAGGACGCUUUUACCUUCUGGAGAAAGACGCUAGAAGGGUCUACCGUCUCUAGAAUCGACAACACCAUGUUCCACGGAACGAGUAAUCCACAGCAAGACGAGACACAAUUCAUCACAGCCACUCAGCGCAUCUACCCUGAGCAACCUCCUCAUGAAAUGACUACAGCGACAGUAGUCAAGGCCGCAUGGUCAUUUUUGCUUGCACGGUUGCUAAACACCCAAGAUGUGGUGUUCACGCAGAUAUCCAACGGCCGUAGCAACGCAACUCCAUCGACUCAGGAUGUCGUCGGUCCAUGUCUGAAUUUCAUCCCUGUCCGAGCGAAGCUUAAAUCCUCAUGGACAGCUCUUGACUUAAUGCAAUUUCUCCAACACCAACACCGAGAAAGUCUUGACUACGAAUUGUUGGAUUUCCGUCAGAUUGUAGAACGCUCUACAUGCUGGCCAAGCGGAACAACUCAUCAGAGCAACCUGGUGCAUCAGAACAUCGAGCCGGAUCUUCCGUUUCCUUUUGGCGAUGCACAAGCGCAGGUGACUUGCUCCUAUGAGUGGCCUCGUCCACCGGACGACAUACUGAUCGAGUCACGGCCUGUGGAGGACGGCGGUUUACAGAUUGCUCUGGAUACAUUGAGUGGAAUUUUAAAUCAGCAGAAUGCAGAUUGGGUUGUGGAGAGGCUUUGUCGGAUUAUCUGUCUUUUUUCGGCAUCGCCUGAUGAAUCUCUUGAAAGGACGAUCAAGUUCGGACGGUUGGAAGAGCGACCCUGCACAUGGAAUACAGAACGAGAGUUUGCCCUUGGGGCCUCUCGAGGAGGCUUUGCUUCUCAAAGCGGUCUAGGGUCCUGGCUGGCAGUCCUAGACCGAGCGCGGCAUAGUCGACUUCAAUACGAGCAAAUGGGAGGGGAGAUAAGAAAGCUCACAGAGGCCCACGAAAAUCACGAGACUAUGGGAGCCGACAUCGGUAUGGGUUGGUUUUGUGCAACAGCUACGUACCAGGCACAACUGGAUACGAUGAUCGGCUCUUGGGCAAUAUUUGGAGGACUGUUUGGAGCCCUUGCUCCAAUUGUGAGGCCUAGCUCCGGAAAUCGCAUCGCCAUCAUGUUUCCUUCAUCAUCAUCAGAGGGCCCUACCGGCAACAUGGCCCCCUACUCUCUUUUCUUCAAGGACAUUGAAUCCGGGACAACAGCUGUUUUUCGAAUCGAUGAUGCUACGACGUUAAACCUCUUUCGCCAGUCAAAAGAUGUGGAUAUUAGGAUUGAAAAACACGGCGAUCUCACAUCCACUUCAAACCUAACUACACCCCCUCUACACCAAUUUCUUGUGAGCCCUGAAUCAAGAACAGGGCUGCAAGGUACGGACCUCGAAGCACAAUUGCCGGAGCGAAUGGAUUUAGACGUGUCUGAUGUCGGCAUCGUGGGGAGAAAAGUUACGGUGUCGGUUGGGGGACAAAGAAUGGGGAUGGGAAUUGUGGGGUUUGACUAG
Messenger RNA from Aspergillus affinis, 14223 nucleotides. RefSeq names its product acetyl-CoA synthetase-like protein. Gene Ontology annotation, cellular component: cytoplasm. The transcript is spliced from 7 exons. Gene Ontology annotation, biological process: amino acid activation for nonribosomal peptide biosynthetic process; secondary metabolite biosynthetic process. The coding region runs from base 1 to 14223 and encodes 4740 amino acids. Gene Ontology annotation, molecular function: phosphopantetheine binding; catalytic activity. The record is from RefSeq and is a predicted model, not a curated record. NCBI's taxonomy places the organism in Eukaryota, Fungi, Ascomycota, Eurotiomycetes, Eurotiales, Aspergillaceae.